Ostrea edulis (European flat oyster) is the source of this 1052-nucleotide messenger RNA. RefSeq lists its product as uncharacterized. The record is from RefSeq and is a predicted model, not a curated record. NCBI's taxonomy places the organism in Eukaryota, Metazoa, Mollusca, Bivalvia, Ostreida, Ostreidae. The transcript is spliced from 3 exons. The coding region runs from base 54 to 869 and encodes 271 amino acids.
AGCUGUUUUUCAAAAACAUACGACAAUAUUGGUCUACUUGUACCGGCCUGCUGAUGGCGUCCGUGGCUGUGAUUGCUGGGGUGCUGGUCGGACUUAUACUGGCUUUGAUUGCAUUAACAAUACUUCUGUAUUGUUUGUGUCUUAGAAGAAAAGAUGAAAAGGACGAUGGAAGCAGAGUACAGCAUCAAUCCGAAAGUGAAUAUUUUGAGGCUGUCGACUUCGCGAAGAUCAGGAAAAACAACAUGCAAGGAGAUGAACAUAUCCGAAAUCUGAAUCCUUCGUCAGAAACUCAAACAUCUGUAACACCUAAAGACACGACAGCAAGUCAUGUUGAAUAUUAUAACUUUAUACAAAGGAACACAGACAGCUCAGUGACAGUUGAUGACACUAAAACAAACAGUGGUGUAAGUAUAAAAGAAGAGAAAUGUUCCCAAUACCAAAGUGAUUGUGGGUAUGUAAACAACACUCUUGUAAAUAAUACCGAAGAUGUCAAGAGUGAUACAUGCGAUAAGCGAACAACACAAAUACAAAAAACAAUUGGACAUGUCGACGACUGUAAGCAUGUGAUAGAUAGUGGAACAGAACGAAAGAACCAGGAACAACAUCGCACGAAUUCGCCGGAAGCUGAUACUUACUUUAUUUUGGAGAAUACUACUUCCGCUUCCGCCAUGAACGAAAAAGACAUUUCCCAGACAGACACGUGUGUGAACGGUGUCAGCAUUGUGCAAACACUCUAUAGAGAUGGUAAAGUACCCAUGUCAGACAACGUAGACAAUGUUUAUCUCAACCAGAGAAAACAUACAUUUGAUGAUCAAAAACUGGGAGAGAAGGGGAGUGAUGAUACGUAUUUUGUUUUAGAGAAAUCUUAAGUGACAAGCCGAAAUGAAUUUGUUGAACUAUAUAGUCCUGAAAUAAGUGCAUGUGGAUACUUUAGAAAUAGGCAGGCUCGGAAUGAGAAUUUUUAUUGUUUAUUUUGAAUUUUAAAAAAUGUGUCCUUUUAUUUUGAAAGGAAAUAGGAUUUAUUUUGGUAACCAAUAGCUUGAAACGUUUCA